AUGGCACUUCCAACCAAGGCUGCCCGUGCCGCUUUGCGGCUGGUCAGACGGCCAUUGAAUGUUACCCGUAUCAACUCCAUAAAUGUGGCCCGGCCCCUCGCUGCCUCUGCUCACGUAGCACUCCAACGAAGGAACUACACGUCUCCUGCAAGUCUUAAGAACAAUUCACUCGAGACCAGGAAUACGGUUGUCCAGCUUCUCUCGAAUAUCGGGUCUAAGCGGGAAGUUGAGCAAUAUCUCUCACAUUUUACUUCGGUUCAAUCCCAACAGUUCGCCGUUAUCAAGGUGGGAGGGGCAAUUAUCACGGAAAAACUCCCUGCUUUGGCAUCCGCUCUGGCAUUCCUUAACCAUGUCGGCCUCUACCCCGUUGUCGUCCACGGCGCCGGACCCCAGCUGAACAAGAUGCUCGAAGCCGCCGGUGUCGAACCGGAGUAUGAAGGCGGGAUCAGAAUCACGGAUGCGAAAACUCUAGCGGUGGCGAGGCAAUGCUUCUUGGAUGAGAACCUAAAGCUCGUAGAGGCCCUCGAAGCCCUCGGGGUCCGAGCUCGCCCAAUCCAUUCUGGUGUCUUCACGGCUGAUUAUCUGGAUAAAGACAAGUACAAAUUCGUAGGCAAGAUCAACAGCGUCGAUAAAAGGCCAAUCGAGGCGGCAAUAGCCGCUGGCUGCCUUCCCAUUCUUACCAGUCUGGCUGAGACGCCAUCCGGCCAAACAUUGAAUGUAAAUGCAGAUAUAGCAGCUGGCGAGCUCGCCAGGUCCCUCCAACCGCUCAAGAUCGUCUACCUCAGCGAGAAAGGAGCUCUGUUCAACGGGGAAACCAAUGAGAAGAUAUCUAGCAUCAACUUGGAUGAGGAAUACGAAGAGUUAUCCAAGCAAUGGUGGUUUAGAUACGGUACCCGUUUAAAGAUCAAUGAAAUCAAGGACCUUCUGGGAGAUUUGCCCAGAACCUCUUCCGUCGCUAUCAUCGCCACUGAGGACCUCCAGCGCGAAUUAUUCACGGAUACUGGUGCUGGCACUCUAAUCAGACGCGGAAACAAGCUCACGGCGAAAUCCAGUAUCUCGGAGUUCGAAGAUAUCGCGAAACUAACCGCCGCUCUUCAGAGAGACCUUACUUUCGCUUCUGCCGAGUCACCAAAGGCUGCCGUUGAACAAUUCCUCCAGAAACUCGAAUCGUCUCCAUUCAAGGCAUACGCAGACGAGCCUCUAGAUGCUUUGGCAAUUGUACACCCACCUGCCCAGGAAGGACAGCCGGCAUUCCUCUCCAAAUUUGUAGUGACUAAGCACGGCUGGCUCUCCAACGUCGCUGAUAACGUCUUCAACAACAUCAAGAGGGAAUUUCCAAAACUCGCCUGGGUUGCGAAUACCUCCGACGAAAACCUUACCUGGUUCUUCGACAAGGCCGAUGGCAGUGUUACGGCGGGCCAGAAUGUGGUUUUCUGGUAUGGAUUCGAGGGCGGAUUGGAGGAAGCAGCUGCUUGGUUGAAGAGCCAGGGCUACAAUACAGCGGCACAAUCGCCCGUUUCAAGCCCUGUCACAGGUGUGAAGCAGCAGGUUCGAGCCUUUUCCACUAUGACACGACCCCGAGCCUUCGGCCGUGGCUACCUUCCCCGACACCAGGGUAGGGCAUAUUCCACAGACGCUGGAGUCCUUCCUGGGGACACCAACCCAAACCCUCCCUUGCGCAGGAACAAGGAUGCCAAUUUCCAACCGAAGAAAGUGGCCCUAGUUGGUGCACGUGGUUAUACCGGACAAGCCUUGAUAUCUCUUAUCAACAAGCAUCCAUACCUUUCGCUGAGCCACGUCUCAUCAAGGGAGCUUGCCGGACAACGUCUCCAAGGAUAUGACAAGGCCGAUAUCCACUACUCCAACUUGAAUGUUGAAGAUAUCAAGAAAAUGCAAGAAAAUGGUGAAGUGGAUGCCUGGAUUAUGGCCCUUCCUAACGGUGUUUGCAAGCCUUUUGUCGAUGCCGUUGUCUCCGGAGGAGGUGCUAAAGAGCCUGGCUCCAGCAUAAUCGUGGAUCUCUCGGCCGAUUAUCGAUUUGAUGACUCUUGGACUUACGGUCUCCCCGAAUUGAUCAAGAGAGAAAAGAUCGCACAGGCCACCAGAAUAGCCAACCCAGGUUGUUAUGCGACCGCUGCGCAACUCGCCAUUUCCCCCUUGCUUGACAACAUUGCAGGAUCCCCAACCAUCUUUGGUGUCUCCGGUUAUUCGGGAGCAGGAACCAAACCUAGUCCCAAGAACGACGUUGAGAACCUCACGGAUAACUUGGUGGCAUACAGCUUGACAGAUCAUAUUCACGAGCGUGAAAUCAGCCGACAACUCGGCGUUGAUGUUGGAUUCAUGCCACACGUCGCAGUAUGGUUCCAGGGAAUUCAUCACACCGUCAACAUCCCGCUCAAGAAGGAAAUGACCUCUAGAGAGAUCAGGAACCUGUUCCAAGACCGUUAUGCUGGCGAGAAGCUUGUUAAGGUUGUUGGAGAGGCACCCAGCGUAAAGAAGAUAUCUGGAAAACAUGGGGUUGAGAUCGGAGCAUUUGCGGUCCACAGCUCGGGCAAGAGAGUCGUCGUUUGCGCGACUAUCGACAACCUGCUGAAGGGAGCAGCCACCCAGUGUUUGCAAAAUAUGAACCUGGCGCUUGGGUAUGAUGAGUUCGAAGGCAUUCCAUUGGACUGA
Molecule: messenger RNA, 2670 nt
Organism: Orbilia oligospora ATCC 24927
Lineage: Eukaryota; Fungi; Ascomycota; Orbiliomycetes; Orbiliales; Orbiliaceae
Exons: 2
Coding region: 1-2670 (889 amino acids)
Biological process (GO): L-arginine biosynthetic process
Cellular component (GO): mitochondrion; mitochondrial matrix; cytoplasm
Molecular function (GO): NADP+ binding; NAD binding; N-acetyl-gamma-glutamyl-phosphate reductase (NADP+) activity
Source: RefSeq, a predicted model, not a curated record